CCCCUGCACAGUUAAGAACUGUGGGCUAUGGGAUGGAUGAAGCUGAGCAGGACCAGUACGAAGCCCACCUCAAAGAGCUCUUUGACAGCUUCGAUGUUACCGGCACUGGGUCCCUUGGGCAGGAAGAGCUGACAGAGCUUUGCCACGUGUUGCAUCUGGAGGAGGUUGCACCUGGAGCAUUGCAGCAGACCCUGUUGCAGGAUGGUCUCCCAAGCCGGGUCCACUUUGACCAGUUUAAAGAUGCACUCAUCCUCAUCUUGUCCAGUACGCUAACAAAUGAAGAGUCCUUCCAGGAACCGGACUCUUCACCAGAAGCCCAACCCAAAUACAUUAAGGGAGGGAAGCGCUAUGGAAGGCGAUCCUUACCAGAGUUUCAGAAAUCAGUGGAGGAGUUUGCAGAGGUGACAGUGAUCGAACCUCUGAAUGAGGAAGGGCAGCCCUCCCGCAUUCCCAGUGAUGACUGUGACGAGCGCUGGAGAUCUCAGGAUAGCGAGGAAUAUGAAGCUGAAGGCCAGUUGAGAUUCUGGAAUCCUGAUGACUUGAAUGCCUCCCCAAGCAUUUCCCCCACUCAGGACUGGAUCGAAGAAAAGCUUUGUGAGGUGUGCGCAAACCUUGGCAUCUCCCGGGAUGGCCACCUGAGCCGGAAGAAGCUGGUCUCCAUUUGCGAACAGUAUGGCUUGCAGAAUAUUGACACACAGGUACUGGAGGAGAUCUUCCACAACCUUGAGCGCACUGAUGGUACCAUGAGCAUUGAAGACUUCUUCUAUGGCUUGUUUAAAAUCAGGAAGCCUCCCCCACCAUCUGCUUCAACCCCAUACAGGCAACUGAAACGACACCUUUCUAUGCAGGCUUUUGAUGAAACAGGGAGACGCACCACCGUACCAUCAGCAAUGACAAGUACAAUCAGUUUCCGGGUGUUCUCCAACCUGGAUGAUGGGAUGGGUUAUGCUGCGGUGGAACAGAUCCUGGAUGCAUGGCAUGAAGAAGGAAUAGAGAACAGCCAUGAGAUCUUGAAGGCUCUAGAUUUUAGCUUGGAUGGAAAAAUUAAUCUGGCAGAGCUCACCCUUGCCUUGGAGAAUGAGCUUCUUGUGGUAAAGAAUGGGAUCUACCAGGCAGCACUGGCCAGCUUCAAAACAGAGAUCCGGCAUUUGAUGGAACGGGCUGAUCAGGUUGUCAGAGAAAAGGAGAAACUGCGCUUGGACUUGGAGAAAGCAGAGAAGCUGACUUCACUGAUGGCUUCAGAAGUGGAUGACCACCAUGCCGCUAUUGAACGACAGAAUGAAUACAACCUGAGCAAGCUGGAUGAUGAGUACAAGGAACGAGUUGCAGCUCUCAAAAACGAACUCCAGAAAGACCGGGAGCAGAUCCAGCAUCAGGCUAGCAAGCAGCGCACUGAACUGGAGCAAGAGAUGGAGAAGCUGAAGACGGAGGAGAACUACCUUCGUGACCGCCUUGCUUUGACUCUGAAGGAAAACAGUCGCUUGGAGAAGGAACUCCUGGAGACAGGAGAGAAGGCAGCAAAGUAUGAAAGCAUGAUGAGCAAACUGCAAAAGAAUUGGGAAAAUGUCCUGGCAGAGAAGUUUGGGGAUCUUGACCCUGGCAGUGCAGAGUUCUUCCUGCAAGAGGAGCGAUUGAUGCAGAUGAAGAACAAAUACGAGCAACAGUGCAGGGAACUCCAAGAUCAAAUUGACGAACUUCAGUCCCAGUUAGAGGAAUAUCAGGCUCAAGGCAGAGUUGUCCGGCCUUCCCUGAAAAACUCCCUCUACGAGGAGCUGGGCGACGGUGGAGUUGAGUGCGGUCAAGAGCCUGCCUCUGAGGAUUGCAACCUACUGAACAUGAGCAUAGAAGCCGAAAUGGUGAUCGAGCAGAUGAAAGAUCAGCACCACCGAGACCUCUGCAACUUGCAGCAGGAGCUUGAAAACACGAUGCACCGUUGCAAGAAGCAGGUUGAGGAGGCCAAGGCCCUAUAUGACAAGGAGAACAAGACCCUCCAGCAGAAGUUCAGUGAAGAGAGGCAAAGCCUGGAGCAGCAAGUGGAACACUUGCAGGCCCAGGUCAGUGAGCUCCAGGGAGAGUUAGCAAGAGUCCAUCACAAGGCAGAAUCCCAGCAGAGCGAUUUGCAGGUGUGCUUGGAGGAGGAGGCUGACCACAAGGAGCAUUCGGCACUCCAGUACAAGACGGAGCUCCAGGCCCGGCUGGAAGAAGCCCAGGAGAGCUUUAGCCGUGAGAAAGAAGAGCUGGUCCAGGCUAGAGUCUGGCUGGAAGAGAAGAUGAGAGGCUUAGCCGAGGCUGUCCAGAAGGAGAAGACAGAGCUAGAAAAUGGUUUCCAGGAACAACUGCAGCAGCUGCUGGAUCAGCACACCCAGGAGAAAGAAGAGAUGCAGAGAGAUCUUGUCGGAAAGCAUCAGCAGGAGCUCCAAGAGCAAAGGGCAAAAAUGGAAAGUGAAUUUAACAGAAGAAUAUCUUUGAAAGAGGAGCAGUUUGCUAUUGACCGACAGGGACUUGCUAGCAAGUAUGGGGAAGCCAUUAAAGGACUCGAGGAACGCUACCAGCGAGAGAUGCAGGAGCUUUCCGAACUGCAAUGUGAGGAGAAAUCCCAGUGGGAAUUUGAAAAAGAUGAAAUUGUCCAAGAUGGGGCUGAGGCUCAAGAGAGAUGGAAAGAAAUGCUGGAGAAAGAGAGGUCUGUUGCUUCAGCACUUGCUCAAGAGAAGAAUCUUCUGGAGAAAAAUUUCAAAGAGUAUGUCAACUCAUUUCUUUUGGAGAAGGAGCAGCUUCAGAAAGAGCUGCAGGACAUGAAGAAGCAAGAAGAUGAACUACGUGAGAGACUCUUACAAACUGAAACCAGCCAUGAGCAGGAGCUGAAGAAAAGAGAAGAACAAAUGUCUAUAGUUGAGGGAAAUCGGAAGCAAGCUCUCCAAAAAAUUGGAAAGCUGGAGACUGAGUUUGCUCGUGAGAAAAAAGAACUGAGUUCCAGACUGGUGGCUUCAGAGCAAUUGAAGCAAGAGGAGCUCAGAAAAGCAACAGCGGAACAAGAAAAACUGAGAUCAGAAAUAUCAACACUUGAAAGCAGAGUUGAAGAACUCCAGCAAGAAUUGCAACACCUCUCCAAACUGCAAGGCGAUUUAAGCUUUUUGAAUAAAGAAGGAGGAACACUGGGAGGUGAUUCUCCAGGCCUUGACAAAUCUCAGGAGCCCAGAGAAGUGGUAGAUCUUCUCUCAAACCAGGAAGAGUUCCAAGCGCUAUCAGAAGAAGGUGACGUGGAAGCACUGUCCCUGAUGGGUAAGUUGUUGAAAAAGCCAGCAAGAGAGCUAACUCAGUCUUCUGGUUUCACACCUCUGGUUCCAGACUCAUUGGUUGACUCUCAACUCAUACAUACAGCAGAUGAAGACGACAACCAAGUAAAAGCAGAUGCUGGAAUUAAAAAGCCAGAUGAGAGUGCAUGCUCUGUGUUGGAAACUGAAGGGACCACGCUUGAAGAAAGCAUGGAGGCUUCACUUGUCUUGGAGAAGACCUAUGAAGAAAUGAGGGCAGAGAAUCAAGCCCUCAGAGCUCAGCAGGCUCUCCUUCAAGAGCGGAUCAGCCUCCUGGAGGCUGAGUGUGACCGAGCAGCUCAUGAUCGACAAGACAUGGCUUCCCAGGUCCAAAAGGAGCUGGAUGAAAUCCUGAAAACCAUUCCCCAGCCUAAUGCUUUGCCCUGUGGAAGAGAUGACAAUGAAAUACUAUUCCCUUGGGAGACGGCUGAUGUUGCAAUAUUGCCCACAGACUGUACAGGGAGAAGCAAGGGGCUCUUUGUUGAAACCCUGGAGGCUGAUUUAAACACAGAAGAGAUUAGUGCUGGAUCUCUGCAGCUUGAGAUGGACCACAGAGAAGCAAUGAGAAUGGAGAAGGGAGAGCUGAAAUACUUGGUGCAUGAGCUUUGGGAUGUGAACGAUGAGAAAAAGGCCAGUUCUAGAUUGCAGCCCAAAGCUUUCGCACUGUCAGAAGAACUCAAAAUGGAAAACCAAGUCCUGAAAGCAGAGAUGAUCAAGCUAUUUGAACGGAACAAUAAACUGGAGGGAUACUUGCCAAAACUCAUCAGCUUGCAGUGCCGACUGGAUGAAGCUGACCAAGAAAGCCUCAUGCUGAAAGAGGGAAAAGUACAACUGCUGGAGGAUAUCAGGAAACUGGAAGAGGUUCGUGACCAGCUGGUGUUGGACAAUGCUGAGUUGCAGAGCGCCAACCUAGGCCUGCAGAGCAGGCUGGGGAAGCUGGAGGAAUUUGUGGCAAACCUGAAAGCUUUGAAGGGUGGGCGGCACAGCCGCUGUGAGAGUGCCGCCAAGGAGGUGGAGGCAGAGAAGAAGGGGCUUCACGAGCUCAACAGGAAGCUGAGAGAGAAGAUAGCUGCCCUGCUGAAGCAGAAGGGCACUCAUGCUCAGGAGAGGGUGGACUUGAAUGCAGCACUUCAUGGCUUGCAGAGCACAUGUGCACAGCAGCGGCAGAAGCUUGAGCUCAUGAGAUGUGAAGCUGAGCAUCUCAGAGAAGAAAAUGCUGCUUUGAAGAAUGAAAUUGCUUUGUUAAAUGAGAAAGGGAGUGUUUCCAACCUACGACUGAGGGAGCUUAAUGGGUCCCAAGAAGAGCUCUGGCAUAAAAUUGGGACGGUACAGAAAGAGAAAGUGGCAGUACAGAAGAUGGCUGAAAACUUUAAAAAGCAGGCAUCAGAACUGAGAGCCAGGAAUCAUCAACUAGAACUGGAAAAUGCUGAACUCGGCCGUAGAAACCCCCCACAUCAGGCAGACAUCCAAGAUCUUAACCAGCAGCUGAGGAAGGUGUUUCGGCAACGGGAAAAGGUGGUCAGCAAGUGUGCACCGGAAGAAUGGGGAAGAGACAACUCCCAGCUCAAGGAAGAACUGGAGAACUGUAAAAUCCAGUCCUCAACGUUGGUCUCAUCCUUGGAGACAGAGCUGUCUCAGCUCAGGGUUCAAGCCCAGGCUCUGGAGCAGGAGAACAAUUUCCUCAAGGAGGAACUGGAGAAGGUAAAGCAGUUACCCAGAUGCCCAGAUCUCUCCGACCUUCAAAAUGAAAUUUCCAAUGUCAUAGUGAAAAAUGAGAAGCUACUGAAAGAGAAGGAAGCACUCAAUGAAGAGCUGAACAGAUGUGUGGAGAAGUUAGCUAAAGCGGCCUUCCUGGAGAACCUAGUCUCUUCCUUGAAUCAGGAGAAGACAUCUCUGGAGCACCAGAAUCAGUCGCUGAAAACCCAAAUUGCAACAUCCCAAGAGAAGAUACAGAGUUUUGAAGAUGCCAUGCAGAAUGUCAAUCAUCAAAUGUCUUGGCUCCGGUCAGACCUCAGGUUGUCCCAGCAGGAGAAAGAAGCUCUGGAACAGGAUGUGAUGUCGUUACACAAGCAACUACAGACAGCCAAUGAUAAGAAUCGGGUUCUAGAGGUAGCCAUGCACUCAUCAGGGCUGCAGAACCAGCAGAAGAAGCUCUGUUGGGACGAACUGGACCAGCUGGUCAAGGAGGAGCAGCAGCUGUUGAGGCAGGAGAAUGAGAGACUCCAGCGGGAGGUCCAGAGUGCCAAGGCAGAUCUCGCUCAUUCCAGGGAGAAGGUACGGCAGCUGGAAUCCACCGUCCUGACCGUGAAGCACCAAAAGCACCAAAGCCAGUCAGGGAUUGUGAAAGCCAUUGAGCAAGAGAAGGUGAGCUUGAAGAGGGAGUGUGAGAGGCUGCAGAAGGAGCUGACUUCAGCCAACAGGAAGAUCAGCCAGAUGACUUCUCUUGAGCGUGAACUGCAGACCAUCAAUUUGGAAAAUGAAGGCCUCAGGAAAAAACAAGUCAGACUGGAUGAACAGGUGAUGGAGCUGCUUCACUCCAGCUCCAACGUGAAGCUUAGUCUGCCACCGCAUCCUCGCGACCUCCAGCAGCAAGGCUGCGCCAUGGUCUCCUGGGAGCAGUACCAGCAGCUGCAGCAGCAGUUCCUGCAGGCCGAGAGGAGGUGCCACCGCCUGCAGGAGGCGCUGGAGAGCCGGCCCCCGGAAACAAACAUGCCCCAGAGUGGACAUGAGCAGCUGCUAAAGACCAUGGAGAAACGCAUGAUGGAUGUUGAACAGCAGCUAAGGCUUGUGAAGCGGCUUCUCCAGGACAAAGUCAAUCAGCUGAAAGAACAGCUUACAAAGAACAGAAAAGCCAAUGAAAUGGUUAAAGACCUCUAUGUUGAGAACGCCCAGCUUCUAAAAGCUUUGGAGAUAACAGAACAGAGGCAUAAAACUGUGGAGAAGAAAAACUAUUUGCUUGAAGAAAAAAUUGCCAACCUGAGCAGAAUAGUCAACAACCUAACCUCACCGACUUUGGGGUCCACAGUCCAGCUGGGGUCUUAGCAAUGCCAUACUUGCCUAACUCUGCACACCUCAUGCACUUUAUGGAACUGUUGAACAUUUUAGUUGUUGUCAUUGUUUUUAAAUGCUGCCUUUUGAAUGUUAGUGGUGAUGGCUGUUCUCAGGACUAGUCAUUCUCUGUCCCAAGGGAAUCCAUUCUCACCUGUAUACACACACAAGUUCCAUUUUGGAUGCCUUAUUGUGAACUCCCCAUUUUACAUUUGGAGAGUUCAACACUAGUUGGGAUGGAAGAAUGGGAUGCUGCUGGUGGUGGCAUGCACCCUUCAAUGCUAAACGCACUCAGUUAACAAAGUACUGUAUAUACUCAUGUAUAAUUGUAGAAAUUUUACUUUAAAAAAUCAGCCCCAAAACCUGGGUCGACUUAUCUACAGGUCAAUAUAAGUACUGUGCUUUAACUUUGAUCAAAAUAGAAACCAUCCCAUUCUUUGAGUAUAAACAGUGAAAGGCAAGAACUUAGUCCAUUCUGGGACUAAGAAGCAUUAACACCCUUUACUCUCCAAUUGCACUCCACUUCUGGCCUUUUGAAUCCCUGGUGGGGAAAUGGCAGCUUUCUUUGGCAUCCUUUUUCUUUGCUUUGUCCUUUAGAUCCUUUGUUACAUGUUCCUAAAUUUUACCCUCAAUUUGUCCACAGUCGUAUCAAAAUCCAUAAUUUUGGCCCCCAAACCUGUUCUCAACUUAUAUAUCAGGUUAACUUAUAGUCCAGUAUAUAUGGUAGAAAUCUUCCUGGACAUUACUUCUUUUUAACAGAAAAUUUAGCACUAUAGUUAGUGAUAACAUGGAAAGAAUAGAGAGAUGUUCUCAUGUCACCAAAAAGAAGAAGAAGAAGAAAAGAACAUUUCAACAUGUUUUACCAAAGUUUCUUAUUCAAAAUUUCACAUGUGAAAUGAAACAACUAGAUCAGGUAAUCCUUGCACAAGUAGACAAAACAAUCUGAGCCUUGUACGAAACAUUUGAAAGUUACUUCCAAAACGCAUGCAGAAAUUAAUUUUUCUUUCACCAGCCUUUACUUUUGAUUUCCAGUUUUGUGGCCAAACUUACAUCUCUUUGUUAAAUGAGAUUUGCUUUGCAAGCAGAAAAGAUCCUGGUUUAUUCUUUUAAGAGUCAAGUGGCUGCAUUCAGUUUGUGGCAUUAGCCGUAUGAAUGCUACACCCACGAAUGUGAAAAUGGCUCAGACAUGGCUCACCUUCACCCUUCAGCGCUUUAUUGAGCCUAAAGAUGUUUAAGCAUUUCUGAAGAUGGGGUAUUUCCUUUUAUUUUAACCUCAAAUGAAUUGUAAAAUUCUCAGGAAUCCAAAUGCCAUACAUCUACAACCAAAGCAAAUGGAUGACCCUGAUUUCAUUCUCAACCCCAAAAUAUUCAGCAAUGAUUCUGAAAAUUUGUAAAUUACUUGGUCAGUUUGCUUGCAUUACAGUGACUUUAUAUCUUUUUUUUUUCAACUACUUGAUUCAAUGUGGUUUGUUUUAGUUGUGGGAGUGGGGUUAAUAUACAUUUUGCAUUGAUUGAAUAUAUGGACUCAACAACA
This is a messenger RNA of Sceloporus undulatus (fence lizard), 7893 nucleotides long. It is a transcript of the gene NIN, whose product is annotated as ninein. The transcript has 29 exons. Gene Ontology annotation, cellular component: mitotic spindle pole; ciliary transition fiber; pericentriolar material. Gene Ontology annotation, molecular function: calcium ion binding. NCBI's taxonomy places the organism in Eukaryota, Metazoa, Chordata, Lepidosauria, Squamata, Phrynosomatidae. Bases 33 to 6353 code for a protein of 2106 amino acids. Gene Ontology annotation, biological process: microtubule anchoring at centrosome; centrosome localization; centrosome-templated microtubule nucleation. The record is from RefSeq and is a predicted model, not a curated record.